CUACCGUCACGCAUUUCGACCAUGACUGUUGAUCCGCCUCACACCUCCAACCCCAAAGGAUUCGGGGGACCCUACGCCAACCACCUCUACCUGGACGUCCUGAUCGUGGGCGCCGGAUUCAGCGGCAUCUACUGCCUGCAUGAGCUGCGGAAACUAGAUCUGAAAACGGUCAUCUUUGACACGGCCCCGGACCUGGGCGGGACCUGGCGAUGGAAUCGCUAUCCCGGGGCGCGGUUGGACUCCGAGGUGCCCGAGUAUCAGUUCUCGUUCCCGGAAACCUGGGCCAAUUGGAAUUGGUCCACCAACUACCCUGCCUAUGACGAGCUGCGUCGAUACUUCGACCACAUUGAAAGCGUGCUUGACGUUAAAAAGGACUGUGCGUUUGACACAACGGUCGUGGGAGCCGAGUUCGACCCCAAGUCCGGGCGCUGGCAGGUCACCACUGCCGACGGCCGCCAGGUGACGGCGAAGUAUUUCAUCGUCGCGACCGGUUUUUCGGCUAAGCGUCAUGUUCCUGAUUGGCCCGGCAUGGACUCCUUCCAGGGAGACAUCCACCACUCGGCCCUCUGGCCUGAAGAAGGCGUCAACGUCCAGGACAAGCGAUGUGCCGUGAUCGGCACCGGAGCGUCGGGGGUCCAGCUGACCCAAGCCCUGGGACCUGUUGCCAGCUCCCUCAAGGUCUUCCAACGCACGCCCAACCUAGCCAUCCCGAUGCGUCUGCGCCCUCUCACCGUGGAAGAGCAAGAACGAGUCAAGCCGGUAUAUCCGCAGUUGUUCCAGCUCCGGGAAAGGUCCUUCGGGGGCUUCACAUACGACUUCAUCGAGCGGGGCGUAUUCGACGAGGACGACAAGGAACGUCAGGCUUUUCUGGAGCAGCUCUGGGAGCAUGGGGGCUUCCGGUACUGGGUUGGCACGUACCCUGACUCCCUAUUUGAUACCACAGCCAACCGGAACAUCUACGAUUUCUGGGCGCGCAAGGUCCGCGCACGCAUCGACAAUCCGGCCACUCGCGAUCUCCUGGCCCCGUUGGAGCCACCUCACCCGUGGGGAGUCAAACGACCCAGCUUGGAAGUCAGCUACUACGAUCAGUUCAACCGACCCAAUGUGGACCUGGUCGAUGUGCGUAGCAACGCCAUCGAGUCGUUCACGGAGAAAGGCAUCCUCAUGGCCGACGGUACGGAGCAUGAAUUCGACGUGAUCUGUGUCGCAACCGGCUUCGACGUGUCCACGGGUGGGCUUGUGAACAUGGGUCUGCGCAGCAUCCACGGGACAUAUUUGAAAGAUGAAUGGGCGUCGACGGUGCACACGCACCUCGGACUCACCAUUCACGGCUAUCCCAAUCUCUUCUUCAUGUACGGUCCCCAUGCACCCACGGCAAUCUCCAAUGGACCUACCACCAUCGAGGUGCAGGGGCGAUGGAUUGUGGACGCGAUCAAGGCGAUGGAGCGGAAGGGGAUCAAAUCCAUUGAUCCGACAUUGGCGUCUACGCAUGCAUGGAAACACACCAUCAAUACGCUGUCGGAUCGUACCUUGUUCCCGACGACGCGGUCCACGUAUAUGGGGGGCACGUUUCCGGGGAAGCCGUUCGAGCAGUUGAAUUAUACGGGCGGGAUUCCGAAUUAUCGCGCGGAGAUUCGGAAAGUGUUGCCGCACUUUGAGGGGUUUGAUGUUGUGAUGCAGUAAUCCUCUUCUUGUUUUUUGCAUUUCUUAUCGCGGUAGUCGUUCAUUGGAAUGGUGGUGAGAGGUUCACACCGUCUGUCAAUAGAGUUGGUGUUUACUAUGGACCAGCAA
This is a messenger RNA of Aspergillus ibericus CBS 121593, 1791 nucleotides long. RefSeq names its product flavin-containing monooxygenase. The record is from RefSeq and is a predicted model, not a curated record. Bases 22 to 1683 code for a protein of 553 amino acids. Lineage: Eukaryota; Fungi; Ascomycota; Eurotiomycetes; Eurotiales; Aspergillaceae. The transcript has a single exon. Gene Ontology annotation, molecular function: NADP binding; N,N-dimethylaniline monooxygenase activity; flavin adenine dinucleotide binding.